This is a messenger RNA of Gasterosteus aculeatus aculeatus (three-spined stickleback), 6412 nucleotides long. The record is from RefSeq and is a predicted model, not a curated record. Lineage: Eukaryota; Metazoa; Chordata; Actinopteri; Perciformes; Gasterosteidae.
CCUACGUUUUGGCCACGGGUCACUUUGGAAGGAUUUGAUUGAUUGGGCCUGUAGCUGACACCAACAUCCUAUACUGACAAUACUUCAAAUACUCUUCCAAUUUUAAACAUCACGGAUUUUCUUUUUUUAGGAAUGUUUGUUCCUUUUGUAUAUUUUAAGUUUUGACUAUAUCCAGGACGGAUGCGAUUUCCUUUGUCUUUUCUUCAUGCGUCCCGCGAACCAAAGCGUUUAUGGGAACGCGCGGGAGCCUCCGGAGGCGCGGACUGCGGGACGUAAGUAGCUCUCCAGGGUGCUGAACUGGUCUCCAGAAAACGCGCAGAACGCAGCGCACCGGCUCCCCGGUCGUCACUUUCCGCCCGUGGUCCGGACGCGAUGACUCUCCGCCGGAUCGACACUGGGCGUCGUCGGGGGUGAACGACAUUUUUGGGAGAUGGUGAGGUGACGGUGUGUGUGGCUUCACAGCAGUAAAUCCGAGAGGACACCUGUGCGAUUGUCUCAUUGGACCCCAAAGCUGCCUCGAUGGCACCAAAAAUACGGCAAGUAAUUAAUUUAAACGACUUCAUUAUGCCUCAUCAAAGCCAUUUAUUAAAUAAAUACAACAGUUUUGUUGUGCCCAUUUUGCAGGUGUAACCUCGUUUAAUUGAUUGUUCAAAGGUGAACAAAAACAUUCACCGCCUUGGACACCCUGUGAGGACAAUGCAAACUAUUCAUCCGCAUUUCAGAGGGGCGCUAUGGGAGUCCAACUAUCCAUGUUUGCCCAUUAAAAGCAGACCAACUUUAACAACAACUCCCUUUUAUAGCUUUCUGUUAUGGGUCCUCAUUGGGGUGUUGACGUUCCCAUGCUGUGUCCGCUGUUUGAUAUUCAAAGUGGGGGUCCUGGGGCCUUGGAACUGCGACCCCAUAUACUACCGGGCCCAGCCCGCUGCGGCCGCCAGGCUGGCUGUAAACCGGAUAAACGAAGACUUAAAUCUGGACCUGGGCCUCAAAAUAGACUUCGUCAUCCUGCAGGAGCCCUGCGAAACCUCCAGAGCCCUCACGGCGUUCAUUAACAAUGAGAUGAUGGCCGAUGCGUUUGUGGGCCCCACCAACCCCGGCUACUGUGUUGCAGCCUCUCUGCUGACCAAGAACUGGGACAAGGCCAUCUUCUCCCACGGCUGCGUUAACAACGAGCUGGACCGGCUCAUAGGAUACCCGACCUUUGCAAGGACCGUGCCGUUUCCCGCCGACGUGUUGUUCGCCGUCUUGAAACACUUCAGGUGGGCCAGCAUUGUGGUGGUCUCGUCCAAUGAGGACAUUUGGAAGGAUACCGCUGGGAGAGUGGCUAUUGCUCUCAGGCAGAAGGGGCUUCCCGUUGGCCUGGUAACAUCCAUCGGUCUCAAUGAGACGGAAGUUGAGGGCACACUGAGGAAGAUCCAGGCUGCAGGAGAGAUCAGGGUCAUCAUCAUGUGCAUGCACUCCAUCCUGUUGGGAGGGGAGCAGCAGGCCACCUUUCUUCUCACAGCACAGAAAAUGGGCCUGACUUCUGGGAAGUAUGUGUUUGUACCCUACGACACCCUCCACUACAGCGUGCCCUACACCAACGUCUCCUACUUCCCAUUGCAAAACAACAGCCGGCUGAGGGAGGCCUACGACGCCGUGCUCACCAUCACCAUUGCCUCCGAGCCUUGGUCCUUCAACGAGGCGUUCGCCUCCGCCAAGAUGAGUGGGGAAAUAACGCUAUCCGUGCAGCCGGAGCAGGUAACCCCACUCUUUGGGACCAUCUACAACAGCAUCUACCUGCUGGCCAAGUCCAUCCACAAUACCAGGAGAGGAGGCAUGCCGCUGUCAGGCAGUAACCUGGCCUACUUCGUUAAGAACACAACGUUCACAGGCUUCAACCAGAAGGUCAAGGUGAACACCGGCGGGGAGGUGAAGACCAACUAUGUCAUCCUGGACUCUGACAACAGGGGGGGCAAACUGUACCAGACCUACCUGGUGGACCUAACGACGGGAUCGCUUCGUUUCGCCGGGAGGUCCAUUCAGUUUCCGGGAGGAUAUCCUCCGCCGUCCGACUCCAGCUGCUGGUUUGACGAGAACGUCAUGUGCACGGGAGGUGUGGAGGUCAUCUACAUUGUAGUGGUGUUUGCUGUCAUCUUCACACUGGCGGUAGCUGGACUCAUCAUAAGUCUUUAUAUCAGGAGGAGACUCCAACAGAUCCAGCUGGUCAAAGGUCCCAAUCGAAUCCUCCUGACCUUAGAGGAUCUCACUUUUAUCAAUCCUCAGCUUAGCAGAAAGAGAAUCACUUUAGAGGACCUGAGCGAGUCCAAGAGUGCUCUUGAAGACAAAUCUACCGACCUCUCGCACUCUGUUAACAGUAUGCAUACUGCAACCCAUGAAAACACCAAUGUAGCCGUGCACGAGGGCGACUGGGUGUGGUUGAAGAAAUUUGAAGAGGGACAGUUCAAAGUAAUGAAGCAGAGCACAACCAAGAUUUUCACAAAGAUGAAAGACCUGAGAAACGAGAACGUGAAUCCGUUCAUUGGCUUCUUUUUGGACUGCUCCAUGUAUGCGGUGGUGACGGAGCACUGCUCCCGGGGGAGUCUGCAGGACCUGCUGAGGAACGAGGAUGUCAAAUUGGACUGGAUGUUCAAGUCCUCGCUUCUGCUCGACCUCAUCAAGGGUAUAAAAUACCUUCACCACAGAGACUUCCCCCACGGCAGAUUAAAAUCUCGUAACUGUGUGGUAGACGGGCGUUUUGUCCUCAAGAUUACGGACUAUGGCUUCAAUGAGCUGCUCGAGUCUCAGAAAGCUGACAUAGAAGAACCUCUACCUGAAGAUUUAUUUUGGACAGCUCCAGAGUUCUUGAGGGAUCUUGCAAACUCCCGCAAAGGCACCUACAAGGGAGACGUGUACAGCUUCUCUAUCAUCCUUCAAGAGGUGGUGGUCAGAGGUUCGCCAUACUGCAUGCUGGGUCUCCUUCCCGCUGAAAUCAUCCGUAAGGUGAAGAAGCCUCCUCCCAUGUGUCGCCCCACCGUUGCUCCGGACCAGGCCCCCCUGGAGUGUAUCCAGCUAAUGAAGCAGUGCUGGAGCGAAAUGCCUGAACGCAGACCAACAUUUGAUGAGAUCUUUGACAGGUUCAAGAUAAUCAACAAGGGUAAGAAGACUAACAUCAUUGACUCCAUGCUGAGGAUGCUGGAACAGUACAGCUCCAACCUGGAGGACCUCAUAAGGGAGAGAACAGAGGAACUGGAGGUGGAGAAACAGAGAACCGAAAAACUGCUUUCAGAGAUGCUACCACCUUCUGUUGCUGAGGCGCUGAAGACCGGUGCUACUGUGCAGCCAGAGUACUUUGACCAGGUGACCAUCUACUUCAGCGACAUUGUAGGAUUCACGACCAUCUCCUCGCUCAGUGAUCCCAUCGAGGUGGUCGACCUGCUGAAUGACCUCUACUCUCUGUUUGACGCCGUGCUCAGUAACCAUGACGUCUACAAGGUGGAGACCAUCGGUGAUGCCUACAUGGUGGCAUCGGGUUUACCAAAGAGAAAUGGCAAUAAGCAUGCUGCUGAGAUUGCCAACAUGUCUCUGAACAUCCUCAGCUCAGUGGGAACCUUCCACAUGCGGCACAUGCCAGACGUUCCCGUCAGGAUACGCAUAGGAAUCCAUUCAGGGCCCUGCGUCGCUGGGGUGGUAGGUCUGACUAUGCCUCGGUACUGCCUUUUUGGCGACACCGUCAAUACUGCUUCCCGUAUGGAGUCCACUGGGCUGCCUUAUAGAAUCCAUGUGAAUAUGACCACUGUGAAGAUCCUGCGUUCUUUAAAUGAGGGUUACAAAAUAGAUGUCAGAGGCAAGACCGAGCUGAAGGGUAAAGGUAUUGAGGAGACAUACUGGCUCGUAGGGAAAACAAACUUUACGAAGCCUUUGCCAAAACCACCGGAGAUCAAACCAGGGGAAGACAAUCACGGCCUGAACCCUGAGGACAUAGCUGAGUACAGGAGAAAGAAAGCUGAGAAGAAGGCAUGACCUUCUUAGUCCAGACAUGGGAGGUAGAGACCCGCAUGCCAGCUGGUGUCGUCUUGUCGAAAUGUUACUUCUGCUGUCAAAGUGUCCUGUGAGCUUGACCCCUCUCGUUGAUUACCAAGCCUGUGAUCUGCUAGUCUCAUUAAUCUCUUGAUCUUAUCACCUUCCACGUCUUCUUAAGCAGAUUGAGGAAAGCCCUCUUUGUUGAUUUGCUUUUAUUGUGGGUGAUUGCCGCUUAUUUUUCCCCUCUUUUUCUGCUUUUUGGCAUGCUUUCACUGUGUUUUUACGCUUCUGAAUCACAAAUGUCAUUCUGAAACACAAUAUUGGUCUGAACUCUCUGCGUUUGCUGUAGGGACAACUGGCAGGAAAUGGUCACGGAGGAGAUCAAGACCCUUUUUCGCAAGGCCAACAGACAGGUGGACAAGAAGAUCUGAAUUAGAGGACAAAAAGAGACGUGAAGAGAUGUGAAAAAAAAGGCAAAACCAGAGGAGAGGAGAGGAGGGGGGACGCGUCCAGAGAAAGACGAGAGACAGAGAGCACCACCCAUCCUCUCGCUGGGGCUUAAUGCAGACCUGUUUAAGAGGAUUGUCCAUCGACUGGCUAAUCUGCCUGCAGCCAGCGCAGCAGAACCCGACGGUGCUAAUGUAAUGAGAGCUGUCGCAUUACCUGCCUGCGUACCUGCCGACGUAGCAGCGCAGGGAAGGUGCACCGCUCCUCAGCGAAGGAUGCUCUCACACACACACACACUCCUCGCUGCACUCACCGGCCACCGAGUGGUCACCUAUUUCAGGGCAAGCAGAGGUUCACCCACCAGAAGAUUGAACGCCCCAGACGGCUAUUUCAGAAUGAAAUGUCAUAUUUUCUGGUGCUAACGUCUGGGUUUUUUUAGCGUAGCAUCAGAGCUUGUGAUGAGCGUCAUGGGGGCCGAGGAUGUAACUACGGCUGUGUAUGUUUGUUAUCCCUCUGAAGUAUGGAGCAAAGGCUGCUAUUGUAUAUAACAAACUGGUACUCUAUUAGAGCAGAAUGACAAAGAAGGGUCGGUCAUGUCAAUUCACGCACUUUCCAUGAAUCUUUUUUUUUUUUUGAGCUGUCAGGCCACAAAAAGGCCCAUCUAGUGUUUAAAUCAAGAACUCUAAGAAGCUUUGGAUGGAUUUUAUAUAUGUAUGUCAAUUAUUUAAUAAUCAGUGCAGAGAAAAGAGCAUUAAAUGCAUGUAGGCUAAAGGGAACACCGUAGAGCACACAAUACACUAAAUAGACAUUUACGUUUAUACUUUUUAAUGAAAUGUAUAGUUUUAACCGGAAACCAAAAUAUAAAGUCAGUUCAGCUUUCCUUUUUCUUUUGAAAUAAUCCCCUGCAUCUCAUCAUGUUAAUGGUGAUUAUAGAAGCAGCUUAAUUCAAGCGCGGUGUGCAAAAAAGCACCAGACUCAGUCAGAAAAAUGUAUAUUGUGUAAUUUAUCUUUUCCUUUAACUUGUGUUUCAUCACUGCACUGCAAAGUAUAAGGUGUAUGUAAAUAAGAUGUCAUUAAGUAAUUAAAUAAUUAAUUUGUAACAACUGCAUUGGUUGGCCUUCCUAACGGCGUAACCGUUACAUUUCCCUCUCAGCCCCCACAGGGUGGCGCUAAAGCUCUUACGCGGAAGCCAUUUCUCUCUCAAAGGGAUUACAUCAUUUUGCAAGGAAGAAGACUUUUUUGCUAUAAGUUGCUAUUAAAUCAUCAAUACAUGAAAGGACCUUAGAUCAUUCUUUUUAAUCCACCCACUGUUGUUGUGCAGCUGACGCUUUUCUUUGCUGUGCUCGAACUGAUUCCAACUCACCAUGAGAACACUGCGCUCCGGAGCCGGCCUUCUCUCCGAUUGGCCCGUCCCAACAAAGGUUCUGCUGGUUUUAUUUUUGAGACAAGUUAUGUUUGAGACCAAAAUGUCGGGAAAGCCGUCUGUGGCAGAUUAGAAACAACCCCUACAUUCCAGACCUGGCAGGAUUGUUCCACCAGCAGCCGACUGGAAAGAUUGUUGUCCUUUUCUUUAGAAGGGAAGGAUUAUGCGAUUACACAUUCCUCUGUUCAACGGUCCAGAAGAUUGUAUCAACUCUGAUCAUGAUGCGCGAGCAGAAGAACACACGCACAAAGAUCCUCUUUGUUAUUAUUUAUUAAAAAUCAACACAUAAUUACAUAACACACAAUUCCAACAGCUUCUUUGUGGAAAACAGUGAAAAAAAAAUGGCACAACGUGGUUGGCAGGUGAACAUGUGUGAAGCACCAGACUGUCGCCAGCGUCCCUCUGCAAACCUAAUUCAGUGCAGACCGAAGGCAAAAAUAAAAAACUGAGUUCAUGAAGUGCAAAGACCUUUUUUCCCCCUUAAACAUUAAAGAUGACAGAAGAAAGCGCACAUGGUUUGCAAUAGUGACAAAAACAGGAUGU